Papilio polytes (common Mormon) is the source of this 1389-nucleotide messenger RNA. Its product is annotated as oleosin-B6-like. Bases 179 to 589 code for a protein of 136 amino acids. The record is from RefSeq and is a predicted model, not a curated record. The transcript is spliced from 3 exons. NCBI's taxonomy places the organism in Eukaryota, Metazoa, Arthropoda, Insecta, Lepidoptera, Papilionidae.
UUGCGCUCUGGAAUCCUUCAACUUUUGAAAUUUAUAGGCAUUUAGAACAACUGCAUAUUCCAAUGUAGGCUGUUUAUUUGUAAUUUUUUCCUAAAUUAAACAAAGAUCAUUCGUAAUGUUGCCGCAUGAUUGACUCGUCUGACGCAGGAUCCACAUUUACAGUUAUAAUAAACCGCAAAUGAAAAUGACUUCUACUCCGUUCAGCGUUGGUUUGUCUGAUGACACUCGGGUGUCGAGCCGCGUACUGCGCCCCCCCGGCGGCGGGCACACCGAUAUCUUCGGCUCGGAGCCCGAGCCUCUGCGUGUGGGACGUCGCCCUGGACCUAAUGCCACAGUUCCAGCGCCGCCCAAAGUAGAGGUCGCAGCGGAGCCGGCAGCCGCCAGCGCGCCCAGCCAGAACGGCAGCUGCGCGCCCCCCGACACGCCCGCCGUCACACCCACCGAGCCCCCCGCGCCCCCUGCGCCUGCCGCGCCCCCCGCGCCCGCCGAGCCCGCCAAGGGCGACGCCCCCCGGGCCGCGCCCGCCAACCCGGAGCCCCCGCGGCGCGUGCGCGUGCCCCCCGGCGGGUUCUCCUCGGGCCUGUGGUAACUCGCGGUGCGGAUGACGUCGCUGGGACCAGGUGUGUACAUUUGUUAGGUUAUUUGGAGCGCGAAGACGCCAGCUGCCUUCCUGCGGCUUCAGGUUAAACUUUGUAUUGUGAUGAGUGUUGUAUGCGGCGAGGGCGGAGAGGUGUUGCAGGUUUAUGUUCUCAGUUUGUCUCAUGUCGGUGAGGAAGAUUGUUUUUUGAAGUUUCGCCGGUCCCAAGCCACUUUUCUCAGCGUGAUUUUGCUUUAGCCCAGUAUAGAGUUGGUUAUUUUAUUCCUCGCAAAGGCAAUUCGUUUUUAAUAUUUACUCUCGAUGUCUUUAAGUACUUUUUAUCGCAUACUAUAGGUUUUAUUUUUUAUUUUAAUACCGAUCGAUGGUCACAGCUUGUGUGGAAUGGCGAAGCGAGCCAAAACUCUAGACUUAUUAGGUUUACUGUCACGUUUUUUAUAAUUGUUAAGGCCAAAAAUUUGGUAUUCGAAGUGUGAUAUUUGGUGUCGUCUUCACGUAGUGCAUUUAUCAGAUAUCGUACAAAGAUUGAAUAUUGUUGAUCAAAGAUUUGACGUGUGUUUGACGCAUCGAUAACACUUGAACUGUUUUAGCAGUAAAUUGUUAAGUGAAGCCUGCACUUUGAGCUUGUAACGGACUGGUGCGUCUCGACUAGGAUGUACUUAAAUAUAUUGUCGCAAAGUGUUGCAAUUGUGUUGAUUUGAUAAAUGUUUUUUGUAAAACUUCGCCGGCAAAUUACGCGAUGUAUAUUAUUAAUAAUAUUUUUAUAUGAACUACAAUAAAUACAUUCAAUUUUA